Molecule: messenger RNA, 162 nt
Organism: Choloepus didactylus (southern two-toed sloth)
Lineage: Eukaryota; Metazoa; Chordata; Mammalia; Pilosa; Megalonychidae
Product: phorbol-12-myristate-13-acetate-induced protein 1-like
Exons: 1
Coding region: 1-162 (53 amino acids)
Biological process (GO): DNA damage response; apoptotic process; release of cytochrome c from mitochondria
Cellular component (GO): mitochondrion
Source: RefSeq, a predicted model, not a curated record
AUGCCUGGGAGGAAGGCACAUAACGCACAACCGAACCAUGUGUGGACUCCAGCAGAGCUUGAGGCUGAGUGUGCUACUCAACUCAGGAGAAUUGGAGACAAACUGAAUUUCAGGCAGAAGCUUCUGAACCUAAUAGCUAAACUCUUCUGCUCAGGAACCUGA